AUGUCCAACCCCAAAGACAAAGAAGAACCACCACCGAAUCCACCCACCCUAACAACAUCCACCACAACCUCCGAAAAAGACCUAACAACCGCCCUAACCCUAAUAUCAACCUCCAUCGCCGAACAACGCCAAACAACCAGCCGCGCCCUACUCCACAGCACCCCCUUCCUCACCACCGUGCUGGGUCUCAUAAUCCUACUCGCCCUCGCCACAGAAUACUACCAACUAGACCGCGUCUCGACCGCGUUCACAGGCCUCGCUACCAUCGCCGCCGCGCUGAAGAGCGUCGAGUUGAUUACGGCGGGGUAUCUUGAUGCGGCGGGUGAUAUUGGGUGGAGGUGGUUAUAUGGGGGAGAUGAGAACGGAGACGAAGGGCACCAGGGGGGAAGACAGAGACGCAGACAGGAAGGAAAUGGACAUAAUCUUCAUGAGUCGAUGGAAAGACUCCAUCGUCGGAACGCUUAUAUUGCGUGUCUACCCUGCACCAUCAUCAACGCCAACAACUAA
Molecule: messenger RNA, 507 nt
Organism: Penicillium waksmanii
Lineage: Eukaryota; Fungi; Ascomycota; Eurotiomycetes; Eurotiales; Aspergillaceae
Exons: 1
Coding region: 1-507 (168 amino acids)
Source: RefSeq, a predicted model, not a curated record